Messenger RNA from Haliotis rubra (blacklip abalone), 589 nucleotides. RefSeq lists its product as uncharacterized. The coding region runs from base 142 to 525 and encodes 127 amino acids. NCBI's taxonomy places the organism in Eukaryota, Metazoa, Mollusca, Gastropoda, Lepetellida, Haliotidae. The record is from RefSeq and is a predicted model, not a curated record. The transcript is spliced from 2 exons.
GUGGAGGAAGACCCAGCAGGUUGGCCUUCAGGUGGACUACGGCAACGACAUGGAUGUCAAAAGAUUUGUUCGGCGAUGCUCUGUGCUGCCCCUUGUUCCCAUAAAUGAUGUGGAGACGUGUGGCUGGACACCAUUGCAACGAUGCCUGACGACAGACGCUGCACGCAGUUGGCAGACUACGUCACCUCAACAUGGAUUGAGGGCGACUUCUCCCAAGCUAGCUGGAACCACCUCACCCCUGACGACCCCCGCACCAACAACACACUGGAAGGAUGGCACAACAGGGUGAAGAAGUUGGUGUGCAAGGCCCACCCCAACAUUUAUGAACUGAUCCAGUUCUUAAAAAUGGAGCAGACAACAACGGAGACCAGGUACCUGCAGUACGAUGCGGGCCAAAGGAGGUCUCCCAAGAGGUGGAAGUACAGAGAUUUGGACAACAGACUGGACCAGCUGAAAAUGAGACUCCAGGACAACUUCGCCGUUUUGGAGUAUGCCGAUGCAGCAGCACACCUGCUUAGUUUGUAAAUUAGUGCUGUUGAUGAUGUAUGUAACAUCGAUGUACAUGUGAAAAUAAAACAGUUUUGCCAUU